This is a messenger RNA of Rhodamnia argentea, 2625 nucleotides long. RefSeq names its product transcription factor MYB124-like. The transcript has 13 exons. The coding region runs from base 546 to 1952 and encodes 468 amino acids. Gene Ontology annotation, biological process: regulation of DNA-templated transcription. The record is from RefSeq and is a predicted model, not a curated record. Lineage: Eukaryota; Viridiplantae; Streptophyta; Magnoliopsida; Myrtales; Myrtaceae. Gene Ontology annotation, cellular component: nucleus. Gene Ontology annotation, molecular function: DNA-binding transcription factor activity, RNA polymerase II-specific; RNA polymerase II cis-regulatory region sequence-specific DNA binding.
CCCUCUCAUGCCCGCGCGCUAGAGCAAGAAUCCUUUGAUUUGUAUUAAUAGUCUUCCUCUCUCUGCCGAGCAAAAUGGAAGAAAGCAAGAGAAUGUAUUCAAGUACGUCAAAAUAAACCAUGAUAUCUAAGAAAUUUCCACACAUAGACAGAUCAUCAUCAUCGUUGCUCAAUUUCGCUCCCAAGAUCCAUCCAAUGCAGCUCACCAGAGGAGGGUCUUUGAUUGAAACGAACUCAGAAAGAUGAGAAUCCGAGGAGACCGAAUCGGGACGAAGAAAGGGUAUAGUGAAGCUUUUCGGUUUUGUUUUACACAGUCCCAUUAGAACCAAACAGUGAGAAGUAACCGUGAAGAGAGAGAGAGAGAGAGAGAGAGAGAGAGAGAGAGAGAGCGGGAAGACGAGCUGGUUCCCUUUUGUGGGUGCAGCUUCUAAAUAUAAGACUGAUUGGUGAGGUCUCGGCUUCUGCACUACGAGUUGAAUUGGGUGGGCUUUUUCCUAUAAUCGAAAGGAGCAUGAGAGGAAGGAGAUAGAAGUGGAGGAUCAAGAUAUGCAGGAAAUGAAGAGGGAGUGUGACGGUGGUGGCAACAAUGGAGAUGUUAAGAAGGAGAGGCACAUUGUCACAUGGUCUCAACAGGAGGAUGAUACACUACGUGAACAGAUCACAAUUCAUGGAACGGACAACUGGGUGACUAUUGCGUCUAAGUUCAAGGAUAAGACGGCGAGGCAAUGCAGGAGAAGAUGGUAUACAUACUUGAACUCUGAUUUCAAAAAGGGCGGAUGGUCGCCGGAGGAAGACAUGCUCUUAUGCGAGGCUCAGAAGAUAUUUGGUAAUAGAUGGACAGAAAUAUCAAAGGUGGUUUCAGGCAGGACGGACAAUGCCGUGAAGAAUCGGUUCACCACCUUAUGCAAGAAGAGAGCAAAAUACGAAAGCUUGACGAAAGAAAACAACUUUCCAUUUAUCAACACCAAUAACAAAAGGGUCGUCUCAUACAACACAUCAAUCUCGGAGGAAACGUCGGAAAGAGCAGUACAUUUGAAAAGGAUGAGCAGGAGGACUCAAGUUCCUGAUCUUACAGAAGCUUGCAACUUUGGUAUGAUAUCGUACGGGAAAUCCAGAGUGGCAUUGGAUCAGCAGCCAAGAACUCCCUUCUCUGUAGUGGUUUCGAACAUCCACAACAACUACGCAGCCAAGGAUAGCAAAACUGAAAGAACAUUUCUCAGUAAAGAUGAUCCCAAAGUCACUGCCUUGAUGCAGCAAGCAGAAUUGCUCGGUUCACUUGCACUAAAAGUGAACACCGAAAGCACAUGCCAGAGUCUAGAAAAUGCUUGGAAGGUUCUUGAGGAUUUUCUGAAUCAAGCCAAAGGAGGUGAAUUCCAUGAACAUAUGAUCUCCAAUAUCGACUUCCAGCAGGAGAAUUUCAAAGACUUACUCAAGGAGUUGGGAAGUAGCAUUGAGGGAAGUCAAUCGUCAAGGGAACCUGAUCUAUGUGAAGCGUCUCCAGCCAGCUCCGAGUAUAGCACAGGUUCCACAAUAUUGCUCCAUGGAACUACAGAUGGAACAGAACCCACUCAACAAAGAGGAGGCAUCCUAGACAAAUAUGUUGAAACUGAAACUGCAGCUCCACCAAUCCAUACUGAACAAUUUGUCAACGACCAGAAUGUCACCAUACCAUUUCAUCAUACAACCAACAAAGCAGAAAAUCCCCAAUCCAUUGAUGAACAAAUAAAUGAAAAUGGAGUUGGUCCUGCCCUGUCACAUACAGAGUUUGGCUCGCCUCUUCAAGUAACCCCACUGUUUGGAUCACUAGCAGCAGGAAUUCCCAGCCCAAAGUUUUCAGAGAGUGAAAAGAACUUCAUAAUGAAAACACUGGGAAUGGAGUCCCCACGUCCAAUCCCCAGCAUCAAUCCUUCCCAUCCCCCAGCAUGCAAAAGAGCCCUCCUCCAGAACCCCUAAACCACCAACCUGAACUCCACAUUCCAUCUCAUGGUCAACAAAUUCCAGUCUUUAUUCUAAAAGAUCUAGCAUGUAUCUAGCCCUUCUUUUCUCCGGCCCGGACACAUGUUCCGCAUUCUUUUCCCUUCCAUUUUAUUGUUCUAAACCACCAGUGUCGAAUCUGAAUUUGCCACUCGGUAAAUCCCGAUUUAAGAGUGUUAAGAAACACUAGCUCAUCCUCAAGUCAAGAUUCCAUCUCCUUCCGUGUCCUAUAUGAGUCACUAGCCCAUUACUCGAACUGAAAUUCAAUCCGCUUAUUCCGGGUUUCAUUCUUUUGUCUCCACUGGAAAUUUUGGUUUGUCGUUUGUACAGGAACUGCGGCUUCUCGCCGGCAGAGUGUAGCUAUUCGUCGGCUCCUCCUCCUGGCCUACAGCUUGCCUGAUGAUUAUUCUAUUACGAACAGAGAGAGAGAGAGAGAGAGAGAGAGAGAGAGAGAGAGAGAGAGUCAAUGGGUGUUCAUAGAAGUAUAGAAAUAUUCUCUUGCUCCCAGUUCCAGAUGUAAUUCAACUUCACUGAUGCCCAGUGGAAAUGGGGUUUUGUUUUCGGUGUGUAAAAUGCUUCUUCUUUCAUGUAUUAUCAUGCACUAUAUCUAUGCUCGAGAAUCAACUAGACCAAUUCUAAGAACCAACAACGA